Rotaria sordida is the source of this 424-nucleotide messenger RNA. The record is from the annotation of a GenBank genome assembly. NCBI's taxonomy places the organism in Eukaryota, Metazoa, Rotifera, Eurotatoria, Philodinida, Philodinidae.
UCUUAUUACAAUGAAUACAGCAUUAGAAGCUGAUAUUUAUGGAAAUAUUAAUUCAACACAUAUACUUGCUUCUUCUAUGAUGAAUGGAAUUGGUGGUAGUGGAGAUUUUACUAGAAAUGCUUAUAUAUCAAUAUUUAUGACUCCAUCAUUAGCGAAAGAUGGAAAAAUUUCAUCAUUUGUUCCACCGGUCUCACAUAUUGAUCAUAAUGAACAUUCAGUUCAAAUAAUGGUUAGUGAACAAGGUUUAGCUGAUUUACGUGCUAAAACUCCAAAACAACGAGCUGAAUUAAUUAUUGAAAAAUGUGUUCAUCCUAUCUAUAAAGAUCUAUUAAGAGAUUAUUUUCGACAUGCUCAACGUGUUUCAUUUGGUCAAGAUACACCACAUGAUCUAAAACAAGCUCGUUCAUGGCAUAUUAGAUUAUAA